Messenger RNA from Melitaea cinxia (Glanville fritillary), 1081 nucleotides. RefSeq lists its product as uncharacterized. NCBI's taxonomy places the organism in Eukaryota, Metazoa, Arthropoda, Insecta, Lepidoptera, Nymphalidae. The record is from RefSeq and is a predicted model, not a curated record. Gene Ontology annotation, molecular function: N-acetyltransferase activity. The transcript is spliced from 4 exons. The coding region runs from base 92 to 799 and encodes 235 amino acids.
ACGAUUCAGUUUCAAUUUACACCUUUAGUGCACUAGAAGUGUUCUCAAAUUUAGAGACUUAAAAGCGUAGAGUUAUUUUCAAUAUAAAAGGAUGACUUCGCGUGAAUACCCUAAGGUUUGGAGCACGUUUGAGAGAAUAACUAAAGAUGGAAAGACAUUAACUUUUGUGAUAGAAGAUAUUCCAGAAGAGGAAUGGAAUAAUGCCGUGGAAUUUAUGCUGGGAAAUUACAUACGCGAGGACGUUUGGUGGACUACAGCCGGCACAGCAGAAGACCCGGAUGCUAUACAAGAGUACCGAUUAUUACUAACGUCUAUCGUGAAGCAAAAGAUGAGCUUGGCAUGCUUUCUCUCAGAAAGCGACGGAAAGGAACGUACGCUCAUCGGAGUUAACAUGUGCAUGAUGCAGGAGAAAGACCACUUCGUUGAUCACAAUCCGCCUAAAUCAAAAGCAGGCUUACUCUCGCUAACCAUGUUCAGCGAAGCCAUGAAAGUGACAGCUAUUUACGACAAGUACGACGUAAGUAAAUAUCUCAUGGGAGCCGGCCUUUCUGUAUCUCCGGAAUACCGAGCCCAUGGAGUGGCUGUUGAGAUGCUCAAGUGCAGAAUGCAGCUAACUAAAGAAGUUGGUUUAAAUAUAACGGGUGGAAUAUUCACAAGCGCUUCAGCGCAGCGUUCCGCAGAAAAAGCGGGAAUGGAGUGUGUUUACCAAGUUCCGUAUAAAGAGUUCGGAGAACAGUGCAAAAUCGACUUUAAUACGACCACUGAAGAUCUAAAAAUAUUCGCAAUUAAAGUGGAAUAAACUUAAAAUGAUAUUUUAAAAUAACCAUAGAAAUAUCUCUCGAAAAUAUUAGAAUUACGCUUUUAUCGUAGUUGUAGACCUUUUACGACUUUAUAGUGCGAGAUUGUGGAGUACUUUAAAAUUAAUGUUCUUAUUAAAAGACAGACAAGUAUUCGUUCCUAUGCAUACUAUGAAUACUAAUGGAUGUUUUAUGUUUAAUGCAAAUGCUAUAAUGGACUUUGUACAACUACAAUAUUUUUAUUGUUAAAAUAAAAAUGUCGUCAAUAAAAGAGUAAAAACUUA